Messenger RNA from Blepharisma stoltei, 789 nucleotides. The record is from the annotation of a GenBank genome assembly. Lineage: Eukaryota; Ciliophora; Heterotrichea; Heterotrichida; Blepharismidae.
AUGAUUACAAAAAGAUUAUAUAGAUUAAUCCAUUUCGAAAAGGACGGCAGAAAGUUACACAGAAUUUACAUAAAAGAUAAGAAGAAAGGUAACAUCUCACCCUGGCACGAUAUCAAUCUUCUUGCAUAUAAUGAAAAAGAUCUCUUUCCAGCAGUAGUCACCUUAUCUCGAUAUAAUAUUGCUCAUUUCGAAAUGAAUCCUCAGCUUGAGUUUAACCCACUUGAGCAGGUUCAAGUAACAAACCCUAUAACAGGAAAACUAGAAAACCAAUUUUUCCGCCAAUUUCCAAACUUUAACUAUGCAUUUUUACCGCAAACCUGAAAUGAUCCCACAAAGCAAGACAUAAAAUACAGUGAAUACACUGGUGAUGGGCAACCAAUCGGGGUUAUUGAUUUAGGAGAUACUUACAUGCCUAUUGGACAUACUUUGGGAUAUAGAAUAAUUGGGGGAUUUUGUAUGUGCGUUCACGGAAGAUUUGCGUCUUGAAAAAUGUUAGGAAUUCCACAUCAAUCUCCAUUUCAUGAUAAGGUUAAAAACUUGAAAGAAUAUGAACAAGAAUAUCCUGGAAAAAUUGAUGCUAUUGUGCAAUGGUUUGAGAGGGCUUCAGCUCUUCAAGGAGAUAAUCCUGCUUUUAAGGAGGGUCCAAUAGAAGAACGUGAGUUUGCGCUGAAAAUGCUUGAAGAUGGGUAUAAAGGAUGGAAAAAAUUAAAAUUGCCAGAAUAUAAGGCGAACUUUAAUUAUUGGAUGAGGGAGGAGGUCAUUUCAACUGCUCUUGUGCUGAGAAGAUAA